This is a messenger RNA of Branchiostoma floridae (Florida lancelet), 3326 nucleotides long. RefSeq lists its product as uncharacterized. Gene Ontology annotation, biological process: protein dephosphorylation; negative regulation of MAPK cascade. Gene Ontology annotation, cellular component: cytoplasm. Gene Ontology annotation, molecular function: protein tyrosine/threonine phosphatase activity; MAP kinase tyrosine/serine/threonine phosphatase activity. The coding region runs from base 398 to 2107 and encodes 569 amino acids. The record is from RefSeq and is a predicted model, not a curated record. The transcript has 4 exons. Lineage: Eukaryota; Metazoa; Chordata; Leptocardii; Amphioxiformes; Branchiostomatidae.
UUACUACGGACUGUCAAUCUGUCAAUCCGCAAAAACCCUGUUGAUAGAAUGACCAAGAAACCAGGCACUGCAUUCUAAGGGCCCACGAAGGUGCAUAACAGUCCCCGUUAGCGGGUGGAACACCAGAGUCCGUCCUUCAGCACUAAGGACAGCCACAGGCUCCUGUUUCUCCUCCUCAGAUCUUCUUACAGGUCUCAAUCCGCACAGAAACUAAUCACCACCUGUACGCCCCUACCUGCCUGCGAGAUGCUUGUAAGAAUUCCAGGUGCCGCAGGUGUGCCUUAGAGCGGGAAGGAGGCGUGCGGGGCACCGGGAGGUGCGGAAUCGAUGUUCGGCUGUGCCGCCGGCGCGGGAGAUAAAACACGGUGUUUGUAAGUGUCUUAAGACAGCCGAAGACAUGAUAGAGGGCUUGGCCCGACUGCGGAGACUUUCCCUCUCCAAGACGUCUUCGGAAGACCUGCCGCAAAGCGUGUCGGGAGGGGAGCACCAAGGGACGAUGGGAAAAAUGUCUCGGAGUCUGCGCAAGUCGCUGAGUCUGCAGAUGAACGGGACGGACCUGCCGUAUGGCGACACGAACGUACCGAGAAACAGACCGCGCUCUGUCCCGGGUGGUGCCGUCAAGGCUUUGGAAUCCAAGAAGUGCGCCAGGGAGGACGGAAGUACGUCACCGCGAGACGUCAUUUCCGGGAGCACGUCAUCGACGCCAUCUUGGAAACUUGAGAGCAGCCAACAUGGCUCCUGUCCGGACCUGACCAUUUCGUGCGGAGGGGGAGGGAAGGGUAAGAGCCCGCCGGUUGUCAUGCGCAAUACUCACCGGAAGCUCACGGCGUCCAUGUCCACAGACGGGUCGGGACGGAACACAGCUGAAGAGGCGAAGCGGAUGACGUCAGACUUCACGCAGGCGCAGGCGCACUCUGCCUCGUCUCUUCUGUCUCCGAAGCUACAGAAAAAGAGCAAGCCGCCCUCCCCACUGCGACUCAUGGCGCACAAAAUGGCGCAUGCCAGGAAGUCCACUUCAUCUGCAGAACCCGACCCUCCAAAAGUUGCACACAGAACCAGACGGUCACCAACGUUUGAAACGAGAAAGAUUCACAACGAAGGACAGAUGAUGUCUAAAACUGGAUCCUGUCCGAAUCUCAUCUUCGUACGAUCGUGCGAGCCAUCGUUCCCUGGGAACGACGGAAACGGAAGUGACGUAGAUGAGCCCGAAAGCUGUGACUCGAGCCCGAACCAGCUCAGCCCGCCCUCCCAUCUGGUGAACGGAUUGGUGAGUCCGCUGGCAAUGGCGAGAAUAAACGACAGGUUUGUGUUCAACGUUGGCGCGAAAUCGAACGCCGGAAACCAGGUCGCACCACAACGAGGCCACCGGAAGUUGGGCCUAUCCAUUUCUACGGACGGGAGCGGCAGGUUCAAGCAAGUUGAGAAAUAUCGUCUAGGGAAGGAGAGUUUAGCACCCAGCAGCUUGUCCAGAAGUACAGGGAACUUAGACAAGAGACCUCCGAGUCCGAAGUCAUCAGCUGUUUCUGAAGAUGUUGAUGACGUUCCGAUGAGCCCUACGUCACCAUUCCGUGACGUCAAUAUCACGGAAGUUCAAGAUCAUCUUUAUAUCGGCGACUUGGAAGCAGGGUACAACGAGCAGCAGCUCUGCAGAUACUCCAUAGACUGUAUCCUUGACCUUUCGAACUUGACCUCUAAGGAAGUGCUUGCUCAGCAGAUUAAAAGAUGUCCGUGUACGUGUCCGAUGGCCAGCAAGCACGCACGCGCGAAGUUGAACGUUCACAUCGAGGACAAGGAUGACGUCGACAUCGAGCCUUAUUUGGAGGAGAUCAACACGUUUAUCGAGUCUGCGCGGAAGAAGGGAAAGCGGGUGCUGGUCCACAGCGUGCACGGGAAAUCCCGCGCAGCCGCAGUAGUGAUUCAGUACUUGAUGACGCACCAGGGUAUGACCUUGAGAGAUGCGUUCCUCAUGUUGAGAAAAUGUCGUCCGAUAGAAAUGGCGAGAGGUCUCUGUACGACUCUGGAGAAACUGGAGGUCCGCCUCUUCGGUUUGGAGAAACCGACGGUAUCGUUACUGAACGAACACGGGCGCAUACAGGCAUGGGCCUGAUACCGUGAAGUAUCGCGAGAAUUUCCGAGACAAUCUGGAAUCUCGUCAAUCAUCGUGAGACUAUUAGCGAGACGCUGUAUAAGUCACAUCAGUUUUUAAAAAAAGGAGAUCUAUAUUACUGAACGAACAUGUUUGCAUACAGGCAUGGGCAUGAUAUUAUCAAGUAUCGUUAGAAUUUCCGAGACAAUCUGGAAUCUCGUCUAUUCUCACGAGACUGCUAGCGAGACCCGUGUCUAAUGCUACGUAAAAUCAGCUUAAAAAAAACCCUUAAGUUUAUAUGGCACUUUGUACUGUAGAUGAUGCCAGACAUUAGGUUAUGGACUACUGAAGAACUGAAUUCACUCGAAUGUUAAUGAUGAUAUUGUCAAAAUAUAGCAGUGUUGUAUAUUCUAUUGUGCAAUGAAAUAUAUUGUGGAAUAUGUUAAAUGGCUUUAAGUUACUAGAAUAGGCCUCAAAAAGUUCCUGCUAAUGCAGCAAUGUUUUUGUCAUUCCGUUUCUCUUGAGGAGUAGUGCAGGUCGAUUUGCAUUAAGACAAUUAUUCAAGAUAUAAUCUAAUUUAAUUCAAUAUGAUCUCAUCAGACUAUUGACUGUAAGAAGACCAUUCUGACUUAAUGCCAACUGUGCCAAAUAUGAUAGAUUCCGUUUCAAAUGGUCUUCUCCUUACGAGGAUGAUUAUCCAGUUUUAACAUAGAAACGUUGAUCCGAAUUCCUGGUGAUUUUGGACUUCAUUGUACAUGUACCGUGCUUAUAGUUCGCUACUGUAUGUGUUCCUUCGAAACCACAAUUGUCUUCUUACUUGUCUUAUGAGAACUUACAAGAAACAAGUCAACGCUACAUAUAACAACAUUUUGGGUGUUUAUACAAUUAUUUUCAGUCUGGUGUUGUCUGAAACAAAUGCGCCUUUUUUGCUCGGUGACAUGUCCACGGUUACGGUCACUUAAGAGACAAACCUCUGUUCUUACUAGGGCACUAGCAGAUUCCACUGGCUAUCAAUCCUAUCUCUAGACGUCAUCUUCACAUAUUUGUAAUUGUAAAUGUGCAUUGCAACAAUCAGGCUAUGAUCUAGGCUAAGUCAUAUUGAGAAAAAAACUCCAAGCCACCGAUGACACAGUAAAGAAAUACCAGGGUUGGACAAGUUCUCUAAAAUUGUCAUAUCGGAAAAGUACAUAAAAAUCUACUUGCCCAAACUAACUUUUCACUUGUCUGGACAUUUCAAUCA